UCACCCACAAACUACCGUCACAACUUUCCAUCGUUUUGCAACAUUCUUCUGAUUCUUUUUCGCAGUAUACAUGUUUGUGAUAUUGUCUCAAUGACUCUCUCAUCUCUUCACUGCCACUCUUACCCUCUACCGUUCACCGUAACCUCACCCCAUUCAAGACCCAUCACUUUCUCUUUCUCUUUCUCUUCUUCCAAUUCAACUUUCAGAUUCUGUGUGCCUUCAGCUUCUAGCACUCCCUCCCCAAGUCAGCACCACCACCUCCCUCCCAAUUUCUCACCUUUCCAACUCUUGGAACUCCUCCGCCGCCAAAAAGACGAAUCCUCAGCACUUCGCAUCUUCCAAUGGGCCUCUAAGCAGCCCAAUUUCUCGCCCCAUAAAUCCAUAUUCGAAGAAAUCCUUCGCCACCUUGGCAAAGUUGGUUCCUUUGACUCCAUGAUGAUUGUACUCAAAGAAAUGAAGUCCUCGGGUUGCCCCAUCGAUGCAAGUACCUUUCUUAUUUUCAUCGAAAGCUAUGCGAAUUUUCAGUUACACGACGAAAUUAACGGCGUGCUUCAUGUCAUGGAACAUGAGUUCGGGUUGAAACCUGAUACCCGUUUCUAUAAUGUCUUGCUGAAUGUUCUUGUCGAGGGUAAUAAGCUUAAGCUUGUGGAAACGUUGCAUUCGAAGAUGGUUAGUGAUGGGGUUCAACCGGAUGUUUCAACUUUUAAUGUUUUGAUUAAGGCUCUAUGCAAAGCGCAUCAGAUAAGGCCUGCGAUUUUGAUGCUUGAGGACAUGGGGAGUUAUGGGUUGAAGCCUGAUGAGAAAACUUUCACCACGCUUAUGCAAGGUUUUGUUGAAGAGGGUGAUUUGAAUGGCGCGUUGAGAAUCAAGGAACAGAUGGUGGAGUUGGGGUGCUUGAUGACUAGUGUUUCUGUUAAUGUUUUGGUGAAUGGGUUUUGCAAAGAGGGUCGAGUUGAUGAAGCUUUGAGCUUUAUUCAAGAUGUUUCCGAGGAGGGGUUUUACCCUGAUCAAGUUACAUUCAAUGUUUUGGUGAAUGGGUUGUGUAGAACUGGACAUAUCAAGCAUGCUUUGGAAAUCAUGGAUUUUAUGCUUGAGAAUGGGUUUGAUCCUGAUGUAUAUACAUACAACUCUUUGAUCUCUGGGUUGUGUAGAUUGGGUGAAGUUGAUGAGGCAGUUGAGAUUCUCCAGCAGAUGAUUUCUAGAGAUUGUUCCCCAAACACUGUAACUUACAACACACUUAUUAGCACCUUGUGCAAGGAGAACCAUGUUGAAGCAGCCACUGAACUGGCCCAUGUUCUUACCAGCAAGGGGAUAUUGCCUGAUGUUUGUACAUUCAAUACUUUGAUACAAGGUCUCUGCUUGACCAAUAACCGAGAGAUUGCGAUGGAACUAUUCGAGGAGAUGAAGAAGAAAGGGUGCCCACCUGAUGAAUUUACAUACAGUAUAUUGAUUGACAACCUCUGUUCUGAAAGGAGACUGAAAGAAGCAUUGGUGCUACUGAAAGAAAUGGAGUUAAGUGGCUGUGCUAGGAACGUGGUGGUGUACAAUACAUUGAUUGAUGGUUUGUGCAAAAACAAAAGGAUUGAAGAAGCAGAGGAGAUCUUUGAUCAGAUGGAACUCAUGGGGGUGUCAAGAAGUUCAGUAACAUAUAACACCCUCAUUGAUGGCCUCUGUAAAAGCAAGAGAGUGGAAGAAGCUGCUCAACUUAUGGAUCAGAUGAUAAUGGAAGGAUUAAAGCCUGACAAGUUCACUUAUAAUUCAUUGCUUACGUACUUCUGCCAAGGUGGAGAUAUAAAGAAGGCAGCUGAUAUUAUGCAAAAUAUGAACUCAAAUGGUUGUGAACCGGACAUUGUUACCUAUGGGACCCUUAUUGGAGGACUAUGUAAGGCAGGUAGAGUAGAAGUUGCAAGUAAGCUCCUCAGAUCUAUUCAGAUGAAAGGUAUGGUCUUGAGUCCACGUGCUUAUAACCCUGUGAUGCAAGCACUGUUUAGAAGGAAGAGAACUAAAGAAGCCAUGAGGCUUUUCAGAGAAAUGAUGGAAAAGGGUGAUCCUCCAGAUGCUAUAACAUACAAGAUUGUUUUCCGGGGCCUCUGUAAUAGUGGAGGGCCAAUACAAGAGGCUGUUGAUUUUACAGUUGAGAUGUUGGAGAAAGGAUUAUUGCCAGAGUUCACAUCAUUCGGUUACUUGGCAGAAGGGCUUUGUUCUUUAUCCAUGGAGGACACCCUCAUUCAACUCAUCAAUAUGGUGAUGGAGAAAGGAAAAUUCUCACAAACUGAAACAUCUAUGAUCAGAGGCUUCCUGAAGAUCAAUAAAUUUAAGGAUGCAUUGGCCAAUCUUGGUGGCAUCUUGGAUAGGCAAAAGUCCAGAAGAUUUGAGUGGUGAAAAGUUUUGCUGUAACUGCACUCCGCUGAUGCUUUAAAGUAUAAUGGGAAAACACCUCAUUGCGUAAAGGUGCUGAAAAGUAUGGGGGAGUUCAAAACCCAGGAUUCAAGGUUAUGAAGUCAAUACAUUUCAGCACUAGUGGCUUUCUUCUUUCUGGCUUCAUUGAUGAGUACCUCUUCUCCAGACUCGUAGUUUCCAGUUUCAAAGGAAAAAUGUGAACAUGCUACUUGCAGCUGGCAUUCAUAUGAAUGUUUCUCAAUGGAUUUAAAGCAUAAGAAAGGAGUUCAUUCACUUCUUAAUUUAUGUUUUUUUUGCCAGGAUGAGUGGCAGGUUUGCAUUGACCUUAUAUGCUGGGUAAGAAUCAAGUUGGACUCAUUGGUAUUACGGUUAAAUACAACAAACUUUUUAGUUUAACGCAGAAUUUGCUCCCUUAUCUAAAUAAACAUCAAAAGCUUUCCCCUAUGAGCUCUCAUGGGUUGCAGGAUUUCUU
Messenger RNA from Gastrolobium bilobum, 2872 nucleotides. Its product is annotated as pentatricopeptide repeat-containing protein At3g53700, chloroplastic. Gene Ontology annotation, molecular function: protein binding. The record is from RefSeq and is a predicted model, not a curated record. The coding region runs from base 91 to 2382 and encodes 763 amino acids. The transcript has a single exon. Lineage: Eukaryota; Viridiplantae; Streptophyta; Magnoliopsida; Fabales; Fabaceae.